Molecule: messenger RNA, 3951 nt
Organism: Pieris brassicae (large cabbage white)
Lineage: Eukaryota; Metazoa; Arthropoda; Insecta; Lepidoptera; Pieridae
Gene: jef
Product: major facilitator superfamily domain-containing protein 6
Exons: 7
Coding region: 261-2306 (681 amino acids)
Cellular component (GO): membrane
Source: RefSeq, a predicted model, not a curated record
UGUACGUCUUAUGCAUGCCAUGAUACCUGGCCAUAAAAAAAAACAUCAAUGAAAUAACUCUGACCCACAAUAUCUUUAUUGGGAUGUAGCAUAGAGAGUAAACCGCACAAAAGAAAAAUUUAACUCCUAUCGGCCGGGCUAGAGAGAGCGUCGCUAAGGGACGUAAGCAGGGUUGCGCACGCCGGCGCAUUGGGCGGCGCGGAGUAAUCGACAGGCACUCUGGGAGGCGGCGGCCAAAAGCGGCAGUCGCGCGCCGCACCAUGGAGCCGCAGCUAGGUGAAGCGGCCGGGCCGGUGCCCACCGCGAGGCCCCUCGUCAACCCCGAAGAGUUUGGGGAAGUCGAUACCACCAGGUACCCGGCGCCAAAAGACGCCACGCACAAAGUGCGCGGCCGUUAUGACGUACUAGAGCUGAUGUGUGGCGCCGGCACUGUUGACCCUGAACUGCUCACUGUCAAGACUUUUUACUUCUUCUUCUACUCUGCCUUCGGCUCCCUUUUUCCUUUGAUGGGUGUUUACUUCAAGCAGAUGGGCAUGAAUGCCGGCCAAUGCGGGCUGCUGAUCGGGACAAGGCCAUUUGUUGAAUUUCUCUCAGCACCGUUCUGGGGGGGACUCGCAGACCGUUGGCAGAAAGGACGCACACUUCUAUUGGCCUCGCUUGGCGCGUGGAUUAUAUUCACAUUGCCUCUGAGUUGGGUACAGCCAGGCGCAGUGGCAUGCGUUCAACCGGUCAACAGCUCAGCUUACGUACUGGCGCCUCCACGGUACGAUGCGGACGCUCCGCCGGUUCCUCACUCUUUUCGUACACCUGUUGGGUCGCGCUCAGGCUCACCGUUGCCCGUCUCCGAUGCAGAAAACUAUGACCCCUCCGCCAAUUCUGACUGGGUGACACCACUGCACUCCUUUAUCGUUUAUACUACGCCCAAUAUUCAGAAGACCUUCUUCCUGCUCCUGCUUCUCGUGGUCAUCGGAGAGUUCUUUAGCGCUCCAGCCAUCACACUCGCCGACUCAGCGGUUAUUACCUUGCUGGGCGAAGACGCCGACAGGUAUGGGCACCAACGCAUGUUCGGGUCAUUGGGUUGGGGUCUCGCUAUGUUCUUCGUCGGCAUCGCUCUGGACCACAGCACCGCCUUCAGCACGCACCCGUGCGGUGGCCCGCAGCGUUACGAGAAGAAUUAUACUAUCUGCUUUGCAACCUUCUCUGUACUUAUGGGUGCCGCACUCGUUACUGCCACCCAGAUCCGAUUCAAAUAUGAACCACCGAGCGUCGAAAAUGAAGUCGAACCGCCGGCAAUAAUAACUAGCGAGAUAUCUCGAGAGGCACAAAUGCAAGCGCAACUCGCGGCGCAGCUGCAACUACCGGGUCUGGAUACGAGUGCACCUGACCCACAGCCCCCGCCACAACCAUUACACCACGCCAAAGUGUUUGCGCAGACCACUCGCGAGAUGCCAGAGUGGGUCACCGUGCUGCGCCAAUUCCAAAACGUUAAGGCGGCCUCAUUUCUUCUCGUUGCCUGGUUUAUGGGCUUCGGCAUUGGCCUAAUAUUUACGUUCCUCUUUUGGCAUCUUCAGGACAUCGGAGGCUCACCUACUUUGUUCGGGGUGGCGUCAGUCAUCAAUCACAUUUCGGAAAUAUUUGCCUAUUUCUUCAGCUUUAAGCUCAUCACACAAAUGGGCCACGUAAAGGUGCUGUGUCUGGGGCUAGCCGGCAAUGUGGUGCGGUUCUUGUACAUUUCAUGGCUAUCAGACCCCUGGUGGGUGCUACCAUUUGAGUUUGUACAGGGAGUCACGCAUGCGGCCGUUUGGGCAGCGUGUUGUUCGUACAUUGCACACGGCGCUCCACCUCGGCUGCGCUCAUCCGCGCAGGGUGUACUUCAAGGGCUGCACCACGGGCUCGGGCGGGGUUGUGGCGCUGUAAUCGGUGGCAUCGCCGUCGCGAAGUGGGGUACUACGCGUACCUUUGCCGGCUACGGAUUGCUGUGUGCAGUAGCACUGGCGGCGUUUGCUUUCGUUAACUUCCGUGAUGCGGGUGACGUUACGGCUGGAGCCGGUGGUGGCGGCGUCGACGGCGAGGAAGAGGCGCGCGCUUUUGCAGAAGCAGGCGUGUUAGCACCUCACGGCGUGCCCUCAGCUCCACUGCCACGUGCACUGUCCUCCACGCGCCUCGCUGAUCUCGCACACCAUGACAACUAUGGUGCCACACAGAACUACAGUGGCGGGGAGAGCUUAAGCGUGCCGGGAGGUGGUCCUCCUGCACCGUCACCCGCCAACCCCUUCCUCAGUGAACAGCCUGGCUCUUACCGAUAAACGACACUGCCACACACUAGAGUUCUGAAACGUACAUGUUUUGUAGCAACUUGUUAACAAUUAUAUUUAUAGUUAUUUUAUUAUUGUGCUCUAUUCCAAAUGUUGGCAAUGUUUUCUAUAUAUAGGGUAUGCAAUUCUAGGGAUCGUGAUCUCGCAAGAUCUCGUGCUAUUUUUUUGGAUCAAUCUCGAUGCUUACGGUACAACGCUAACAGUAUCAGACAAGUAAUUUCUUCGACGAACAAGCGUAUUUCUGAGCGUCCAAUAUACAUCUAUAACCCCAGCGUUGUUAUAUUUGAAAAUUCUUAAAAUUAUAAAGAUGACUUGGAACAGUUCUAAGAAAUUUUCCAAUUGCCUAGAUAAAAGAUACAAAAAAUAUGAAUCUAUAUGAGGUUAGGGGAGCACGGAGUAAAUUUGUAUAUUUUGCUUACAGGCAGCACUCUCGAUACUCUAGGCUCCUUAAGAAGUUCCAAAGUCCAAAAUCACUCAUAACUAUCUAGGAUUAUGCGAUCUCGCAAAUGCCGAGAUCUCAAGAGAUUGUAAUUCUUUAUCCCACCAGAUCUCAAAUUAACGAUCUGCACUUGAGAUUGCAUUCCCGGCUAUAACACAUCCCGUUAUAUUUAUUGUUUAAAAUUCAGAUUUAAUGUUUUUUAAUAAUGUUAAGAUAUUUUUUAUAUUAAAUCAGAUUUGUUUACUAUAUUAAUUUAUUCCAAUAUUUAAUAUUACCUCAAAGGCGGUUUACUUUACAUAGGUAUAAACAAAAUACCUACUUUACUUUGUAGUUAAAUAAACAUUAGAUAGUAAUGUACCUCAAACUAAUUUAUUAAAGAUGUCUAAAAAUUAUUUAUGAAAUGUUAUAAUUAUGACGUAGAAAUGUAACAAAAUGUAUAAUAUUAUUAAGAUAGAAUUCUAUACCUAUUAUCUGAUAGGAUACUUAAGUGUUGCUUUACAUAUGUAUAGAAUUUAAUGUUACCAUUAAAUGUGCUAUUUUAAAAUACUUAUAUAAUAUGCUCGCCAGCUACAGCUGCCCAGACUAGCUCAUUAAAAUGUUGUCCAUUUCAAUGUCCACGGCAAAUGUUUAUGCAGUAUUCUAUGACUGGGUGUAAAUGUACCCGACGUCAAAUCGCUAGCGUCUUAACGCACAUUCUAAAAUAACGAUCUCACCCAUAAUUGAUUCAAUACAUCAACGAGAUAUACGAGAUGGACGUGUUUAAUUGAUUCCCUACAUCGAAUCUUAUAACAGAUUGGGUUCUGUCGCUGUUCUAAAGGAUUGUGUAUUAAACACAAUAACGACGGCAUAUAUUAUGGCGCCUUCUGAAGUUAAAUAUCAAGCGAUAUUAGAGAAACUGAAUUUGUAGGCCUUUGUGGUAUAGUGUAAAGUAUAAUAGUAUCUACGAUGUCAUAUCAUACAGUGAUGUAAACUUGGGAGCCGCCGAUCGCGGUGCUUCGCGAUUCAUAGUAUUACUAUAAUAGGAAUAAUAAAAAGUAAUUUUGUUGAACGUGUCGUAGAUGUUUAUCGUUGUGUACUGCUCGCGGCACAGUUAUAUAUUUUUGCACCGGUCACCGGACCUUCAUAACUCUCAAUCUUAAUAAAUGAAUGUUGAACAAUUGAGUGAUUGAUUUUAUUUUUAAUCAUACAAGAUCGUAC